AUGAAGCGCGACAAGAAGGAUGAGGAGACGAGCGCCGGCAAUCCGUUCGCUAAUCUUGACAAGACUACUGUCCUUCAGGAGGCUCGCGCAUUCAAUGAGACACCGAUAAAUGCGCGAAAAUGUAGUGUUAUACUGAGCAAGCUGCUCUACCUGCGUCAGCAGGGUGAAGUGAUCGGACGUAACGAAGCAACCGAGGCAUUUUUUGCGGUCACAAAAUUGUGGCAAAGCAAAGAUGCCAAUCUUCGCCGCCUGGUUUAUCUUGCAAUCAAGGAGCUCUGUGAUAUUUCCAAUGAUGUUAUCAUUGUCACAAGCAGCUUGACAAAAGAUAUGACGGGACGAGAAGAUGUCUAUCGGGCUCCAUCAAUCCGGGCUUUAUGCUGUGUAAUUGACGGAAGCAUCUUGACAAAAGAUAUGACGGGACGAGAAGAUGUCUACCGGGCUCCAUCAAUCCGGGCUUUGUGCUGUGUAAUUGACGGAAGCAUAAUCGGAGUGAAAAGGUGUAAAAAAGCCAUAGUUGAUAAAAAUGCAGCAGUAGCAUCGGCAGCACUGGUUUCUUCACUUCAUUUGCUCCGAAAAAAUCCCGAAGUGGUUCGUCGUUGGUCCAACGAAGUUCAGGAAGCUGUCUCGUCGGAUAGCAAUAUGGUGCAAUUCCAUGCACUUGGCCUGCUCUACCACAUUCGUAGUGGCGACCGUUUGGCGGUUAAUAAAUUGGUUCAGAAAUGGAGCAAAUCAUCACUGCGAUCGCCUUUCGCCACCUGCUAUCUCAUACGUCUAGCCGCCAAACUUAUCGAGGAGGAUGAAGCUGGGGCCGAAAGUCCGCUGUUCCAGUUCAUCGAGUCGUGUCUUCGUCACAAAUGUGAAAUGGUUAUCUACGAAGCUGCUUCUGCGAUUGUUCGUCUUCCGAAUAUCACAUCUUCGGAAUUGUCGCCAGCUAUAUCCGUACUACAGCUCUUCUGCUCCUCACCAAAACCAUCAUUACGUUUUGCGGCCGUUCGAACUCUCAACAAGGUGUCGAUGAAACAUCCACAGGCGAUAACAUCGUGCAACGUUGACUUGGAGCAACUGAUCACAGACCAGAAUCGCUCAAUAGCAACACUUGCGAUCACAACGCUGCUGAAAACUGGUGCCGAAUCAUCGGUGGAGCGACUGAUGAAGCAAAUAAGCACUUUUGUGAACGAGAUAAGCGAUGAAUUCAAGGUUGUGGUGAUUGAAGCAAUUCGUUCGCUGUGUGCGCGCUAUCCACGUAAACAUGCUACGCUGAUGUCUUUUCUGGCAACAAUGCUGCGCGAUGAUGGAGGAUUCGAAUACAAGAAAAGCAUUGUUGAUACGAUAAUUGCUAUUAUUGAUGAAAAUCCGGACGCAAAAGAAGCAGGCUUAUCGCAUCUCUGUGAAUUUAUCGAAGAUUGUGAGCAUUCCGUACUUGCGACACGCGUAUUACACUUGCUCGGACGCGAAGCACCGUGUACGGCAAAUCCAUCGCGCUAUAUUCGCUUUAUAUACAAUCGCGUAAUACUGGAAGCAACACAAGUUCGUGCAGCGGCAGUAACUGCACUGGCAAAGUUUGGUGCCCAGUGCCCCGAUCUUCGCCCA
Molecule: messenger RNA, 1590 nt
Organism: Gongylonema pulchrum
Lineage: Eukaryota; Metazoa; Nematoda; Chromadorea; Rhabditida; Gongylonematidae
Source: the annotation of a GenBank genome assembly